CUUGCUCCUCUUCAAGGGUAAAUAAUGGCACAGUAAAGAGUGUCGUUAGCACGCAACAAGUCCUAAGCGCGUCGGCGUAGGACGUGCGUCGAGUCGGGACGCUUAUGUAUUGUCGCGGUUUCGCGCCAAUUCACGGCCGCAGUGAUGGGACGCGCGCUCCGCGGACGGGACACGCUUGCAUCGAACACCGUUGCUCGUGAUCCGAAUGCGUUUAGCCGAAAAUUAUCAUUUUAAAUCGAAAGUUUUAAUUCGCAUUCUAAUCUCGCAAUACGAUUUUAAAAGCGGAAUCAUGAAUUUAAAACAAAAAAAAAAACCUGGUGACGUCCGUCUUGUCGAUAACAUUAUAGUAUGAUGCAAAUAGAUACUUGUUAUUAUUUGAGCUGCAUGCUGCAGAAUAAUCUUUGGGGCCGAUCUGUUGACUUUAAAUUAGUGAUGAGAGAUGGUUGAAGAGAUGAAUACUACGCCCGCGUCGGCACCUCACCGUUCGCCGACUCCAGAACUGCACGCGGCUUACACAACUUUCGAAAUUCUGGUUGCUUUAGUGGCAGUCAUCGGCAAUGCUAUGGUGAUAUUUGUGUUUCGUCGCGAUCGGAGGUUGCGACGUCGAACUAACUAUUAUAUAGUGUCUCUAGCCGCAGCCGAUUUUCUAGUAGGCCUAUUGGGGAUACCGUUUGCUAUUCUAGCUUCGGUAGGAUUGCCGAGGAAUCUCCAUGCGUGUCUCUUCACAGUUUCAUUACUAGUGAUGUUGUGCACAAUCAGUAUUUUCUGUCUGGUGGCCGUCUCUGUGGAUCGAUACUGGGCUAUUCUUCACCCCAUGUGUUAUUCCAGAAAUGUCCGGACAAGAACUGCUAUAGGAAUAAUCUCUGUUUGCUGGGUAGCUGGCGCCGUAGUUGGACUACUACCUUUGUUUGGUUGGCACGCAGUAGUGGACUCGGCUCCGGGAUGCUAUUUCGUAGACGUCAUGGACUACAAUUAUUUGCUGUUCCUCUAUUUUGCGACAAUCGUGACUCCGAGCGUCUUGUUAGCUGCUUUCUAUGCCCACAUCUACCGAGUGGUUGUUAAGCAGUUGAGCCAGGUAAUGACUGUCGAGGGCGGGCACGGACGCAUCGCCGGCGGUGGAACCAUGCUCCGUGUGCUUGGGGCGGCGCAGAAACGCGAAGUAAAAGCUACUCAAAACCUUGCGGUCAUCGUUUUUUUCUUUAUACUAUGCUGGAUGCCACUUUAUACCAUCAACGCUGUCAAAGCAUUCAUGCCAGAGCUGGACAUUCCGAACCCUCUUACGUAUUUUUGUAUUAUCUUCUCUCAUCUUAAUUCCGCCAUCAAUCCCUUGUUGUAUGCGUAUCAUCUUAAAGAUUUUCGUGCUGCCCUGAAAGGUCUGAUAUGCACAAUGAUAGGACACGGAGUGCCGAUGCCGGCUGCUUACAGACCGCCAGUGCCUAUGUCGAGACCGGCUUUGGAAAGGUGUAACGCUUUGAGAGAGCGUCCCCGUAUGUACACAGAUUCACCUGUGUGGCUCCGUCAAAAGGAAAUGGAGAACAGUCUCGCGGAGAAAAAUAGAGCGGUGACACCUUCAGUACCUGUAGUCAAUGAUAUAGAACCGUUUCUGAAGAAAGCUAAUGAUAGUUCAAGCGGAUGUGUUACACCCGAUGCUAGGCUCAGCGAGACCGGCCCUUAUGUCAUAGAGAACAGUCCAGAUAAUAUUCCUUACAAAAGAGUCGAAGACUUCAUUAGGAGAGUGCGUAGUGCUAGUGAUGAACAUAGCUGACCCGAGCCCUGCCGAGCUAUCUCGGCGUAUAGCGUCGUUUGAACUAGAAGCUUUACAUUCCUUGUGAGACUAAAAUUAGAUUAUUAAUAUACACAUUAUUUACACAAUAGAAGAUAAACAAUUAGUCAUGUUUGUAAUAUUGUAGUAUAAAAUUAAAUUAUUGUGAAAAUAAAAUGUUUCUGAAAUUUAGAAUGUAUAUUUGUUGUUGUUUUGUGAUCAGUACGUUAUUGUUCCGUUGGAUUUGAAUUAUGGAUGUUCGCGAAUUUGUUGAUUGUUGCUUAAAAUAAAAAGUGAAAAAAUAA
Molecule: messenger RNA, 2067 nt
Organism: Bombyx mori (domestic silkworm)
Lineage: Eukaryota; Metazoa; Arthropoda; Insecta; Lepidoptera; Bombycidae
Gene: AdoR
Product: adenosine receptor A2b
Exons: 3
Coding region: 440-1765 (441 amino acids)
Biological process (GO): adenylate cyclase-activating G protein-coupled receptor signaling pathway; G protein-coupled adenosine receptor signaling pathway
Cellular component (GO): plasma membrane
Molecular function (GO): G protein-coupled adenosine receptor activity
Source: RefSeq, a predicted model, not a curated record